CUCUCUCUCUCUCUCUCCCUUUCUCUCUCCUGUUUCGAUAUGUAUGGCGUUUAUCGAAUUUUGUUGGUUUUAGCAGCAAUUCAGGGCUUUGAAGGAAAUAACAUCAGGACCUGUGAAAUAUAUCAAGAAAAGAGCUUGUGAUAUACAAAGGAUUGCAUUUGAAGACUUCAAGAAAGGGGGGCUUCAAAUUGACCUUUCUUUAUAUAGGUCUUUAUCAGCUUCACUUUCUUCCGAUUUUAGGGUUUUCUAAUGCAAAGAGAGAGUGAAAAAAUGAUAAUCAUUGGCUUUUUUUGAAUUUUGUGGCUCAUCAACACUAAAAAAAAUAAAAUAAAAUAAGCUAGUCCGACCCUUUAAUCUAAUCUAGCAUAUACCGUAAUAAAUAAUAAAAAAAAAAAGUGUUUAGGUUGAGAAAAAAAUGUUACAGGGAUUGGGGCUUGAUGACAAUAUGUCGAAUUUAACUUCGGCCAUAUCCAAUGAAGCAAGCAUAUCAUCAAGUAACAACAUGAAUGAGAUGGCAAACAGUGCUAUUAAUGUUUAUCCACACCAAAAUCUGCACUCUUUUGCAUCACCAAUUAUUAGUAAUACUAAUAAUCAGUCCCAAACUGCUCCCACAAAGAAGAGGCGAAAUCUCCCCGGCCAUCCAGACCCGGAUGCUGAGGUGGUGGCGUUAACCCCGAGAUCCCUAAUGGCGACCAACAGAUUUGUGUGCGAAAUAUGCAAUAAAGGUUUCCAGAGGGACCAAAACCUGCAAUUACACAGAAGAGGUCACAACCUGCCCUGGAAGCUGAAGCAGAGGAACAAACACGAGGUGCCCAAGAAGAAAGUGUACGUCUGCCCGGAGCCGAGCUGUGUUCACCACGAGCCUGCCCGGGCAUUGGGGGACCUGACCGGGAUCAAAAAGCAUUAUUCAAGAAAACAUGGGGAGAAAAAGUGGAAAUGCGAAAAGUGUUCCAAGCGCUACGCCGUGCAAUCGGACUGGAAAGCCCAUUCCAAGAUCUGCGGCACCCGCGAGUACAGAUGUGAUUGCGGUACUCUCUUCUCCAGGCGGGACAGCUUCAUCACCCACAGGGCCUUCUGCGAUGCUCUGGCACAAGAGAGCUCAAAAUCAAUCCCCCAACCAAACCCACUUUUCCUGCCCAUCCAAACAGCUCCUAAUAACAACCCCACCACCCAAUUUCCCCACCAAAUCCACAGCUUAAACUUCAAUAAUCCUACUUUCCCUCAUCAUCACCAGCUCAAGCAAGAAAACCUAAUCAGCCUGCCCACGUGGCUGUCCUCCCCCAACGACUCCACGAGGGCAGAACCGUCAUUUCACCACAACACUCCAAACCCUAGCAUCAGUCCUUCUCUCAUGUCCGCAACCGCACUGCUUCAAAAGGCGGCCCAGAUGGGGGUAACGAUGAGCGGCGGCGCCGCCGGCAAGGCCGCCGCUGACCAGAAUCCGAUGGAGGAUCACGUGGGCGGUGCCACGUCAGCUUCCGGUGGUACAGCUGGCUUGGGAAGAUUCGUCCACGUCAGCCCGAGCUGCAUGCAGCAGAUUCAUAGUGCAGAAAUGGUGAGUUCGUCACUACCGUCUACCGGGUUUGGCGGGCCGGGUUUGGGCUUUGAGGACGGGUAUAGCGAGAUUUUGGAUGCGGAGAGGAGUACUAUGAGCGGUUUUCGUGAGAAUGCGAUCCGUUUGAUUAUGGGUUUGGGGAAGGAAGCCGGACCUGGCGGCGCCGCCGCCGGUGGUGGUGGUUCCGGCGGAGGAGCUGCCGGAGAUGGGCUGACGAGGGAUUUUCUGGGGCUGAGGGGGUUUCCGGAUGAUAGGGAUUUUCUGAAUAUGGCUGGGCUUGAGCAGAUGGGAUCUGGGCCGUACGAUCAACAUCAUCAUAAUCAUCAGGUUAAUAAUCAGAAUCACGGGCCAUGGCAGAGUUGAUUAUUAACUAGCUUAAGCAUGAUAUGAAAUGCUUGGUGCAAUGUUUUUUUUUUGUUAUUUAUUAUUUUGUUUUGCUUGUAUUUUGAUGACCU
Striga asiatica is the source of this 2010-nucleotide messenger RNA. NCBI's taxonomy places the organism in Eukaryota, Viridiplantae, Streptophyta, Magnoliopsida, Lamiales, Orobanchaceae. The record is from the annotation of a GenBank genome assembly.